AUGCCGAAUCAUUUCAACCUGGAGGAUUGCGAACGAUUCCUGCACGACGAAAACCAGUUUAGUCCAGGAGCGUCGAAACGCAUCGAAAAAUACCUUCAAAUUUCUCGAGAAGGCCUGGAUGAGUUUUUGAUUCGAUUCCCAGAGAUGAUUCGAAACGAAGAUCAAUUGUUCUAUAUCGUGCGAUUUAUGAGGGCGCAUCACAAGUUCGACACGCAAGAUCACGAAAGAAUUUUCAACAAUUACCUGUUUACAACUAUGGAGAGAAAAGUGACGGAGCUACUCGCUGUUGUGGAGCAAAAAGACCCUCACACGUAUUGGUAUUUGAUGCAUGCUCUGCAGUCAAAACAUUCCCCUUUGUAUGAGCAUCUUCACGGAUCCAUAAGAUGUUGUGGUACGUAGAAGAUUUGUUACUGCUGGCCGAUUUUGAACGUUUAUCAUUUGGUGAGAUAUUGUGGUUCCGAAAUUCAUGAUUCCCUUACCUUUGCAAAGAAUAAUUAUUUUACGUCGAAAUAGUGACGUCAUAGGCAAUUUGUAAUGCAGGACUUACUUGAUUGCAACCUUACGAUUUUCAGUGGUUUAAAAAAAGGGUGUUUUUAUUCUUUAUGCGAUAAUUGAUCGUCGCACAAUUAUUUGGCUGACUAAAUCAAUGACGUGAAAAUGCGGCUGUUCAAAAGUCGAAAUUACAGGCCCUGGCAGACGGAAAGAACAGCUUAGUUGUUCCAAAUUAAAACUGCAGUUCUUGAAUGAUUCUGAAACCGAACGUUCAUGCACUCAAUCUGAGUUAUUAGGUUGGCUCAGGAUUAAGAAAACAGGAGCUUAUGUUCUCUCGACUAAGCUUACGUUCUAUUGAUAGGAAAAGAGGCAUAUGCUGCUCGAUGUAAGAAAAUGAUAUCCUUCAGUGGGGAAGUUUUUGUUAAGUAACUCAUCCCUAAAACUAGUAACACAGCCAUUUGAGAUUCUUUUGAUUACAGUGUGUAAAGAUAUAAAACACAGAGAGAAAGAGGAGGAGUUACAUUUUUCAGGUGAGAUGAGGAUAUGAUUUUAUUUUACGUAAGUGUGAAUGAGACAAUAGUUUUGAAAGCCCGGAUUAAGUGGAGAAAGGGCGGAAUGGGGGAGAGGAAGAAGAAACAGGAAGCUGCUUUUGGUCAGUUUUAUUUGUAAUUGAUAACAUACAGCGUCUGGAUAGAUACAAAAUGAAAUGCUUGCUUUGCAGAUUUGGAAAACGAAGGGAAAGUAGUAGUCCCCUUACUUAAAGCUUUGUGUGAAGCAAUUGAGGACAAAGUCUCCAAUGGAAGAUCGUACAUCGAAAAGAUGAGAAAUGCGAGGCAAAGUGAGUUCCAUCAAUUUUAGACGCAAUACUCUGUUACAAAUAGUUCAUUUGCAAUUUAGUGUGAGAGUAUACGUCGCACGUGGCUUCGGCGCCAUUUUUAUUGGAAGGGUACAACUAUGAUAAUAUAUGAUAACAAAAACGGCGUCGGAUGCACUUCUGAAUUCAUGCAGUUUUGUAUUGUUACAAUCACAGCAUGAAAUCGCAAAUUUACGCAUCUUUAACUCUUGCGUAAAGAACGUAAAUAUAAAGCCUCUUCUUUACGGACAAGUUCCGCGUUCAGUAAAGAUACGUAAAUGCGGAGAAAGCGUAAAGACUGCGUAAAGGAUAUUGAAUGUUUGUAAAGGAUAAGGAAUAAGAUGGAUAUAAUCAAGCACUUUCUAUUUGGAGAAAUACUCAAAGAAGUGAAAUAAUUAUGGCUCAUCCAUUUUCCGUAGAAUUACCGUGGUAUUUUGACCAGUUUCGCUUUUAACACUUUACAGGUCUUUAAUAGUAAUAAUAAUAAUACGGUCGCUGUAAAAAUAUCGUAAAUAUCCUCUAUACGACUUUUUAAAAGGCACGUAAAGAUAGCGUUUUUAGUUUCUCCCUGAUCUUUACGUACUAUCGUUUUCAAUGCAUAAAGACAAUCUUUACGAAAGUGUAAAGAAGUUCGUAAAGACGCGUAAAGAGGAUCUCCUCGCUUACUUUACGGCAUAUUUACAGAUUCGUAAAUUUAUAAUUUCAUGCUGUGAUAAUUGGCUUUGGAAGCUAGUGCAUUUAACUGAAUCGCGCGCGUUUUGCCGCGUUUGGCGUCUCUCACGGGUGGCUCUUUUGAUAUUUUAUUGGCUAUGAUUUGUAGUUGUAUUAAGCUUUUGCGCAAAUACUAAAACACAUUCUAAAAAUCUUAAUUGAGAUUUUCUUUUUGUAUCAUUUUAUUUUAUAGGAAAGAAAGGUGAAGUUUUAGUAACAAACCGAGCUACUUAUCCUGUGGAUGAUGUUGUUGAGCCUGAGGAUGAGGACUACAUUGAUGCUACGGAAGGUUGGUGAGGAGUAAAUAUCUCCUCAGUUGCUUAUGUUGAUUGUGUUAUAUUCAUGCUACAAAUGAAAAGCCUUGUUUUCCUCUUUUUUUUUUUGUUAACCAGGUAUUGGGAUUCAGAGUAAAAGCUCUUAAAAGCUCUCUCCCCCUCCCCCCCUCUCCCCCCCCUUACCACCUUUAUUAGCUCAGCAUACUAUCUAACUUGCGCUUUCCAAUACUACAACUGCCAUUCAGGGUUAUCAAUGUUACCUGCAAAUAUAAUAUAGAGCCUGUUUUUCAGUUUCUAAAUCUUUCCUUCCUCUCUCUCAACAGACUUUCCUCCACAGCACUCUCGCAUCGUCGAGUCUGGUGAACCCAAGAAACUCGAAAAAGUUAAAGAUAUCCUGAAUCCUACAAAAGACUGGACACCAGAGUUGGCAGAAGAGAUGCUCCGCACUUGUACCAGAAGGAAGCGAGCCUACAAAGCUGCUUUCAUCGGCUUGUCAGCGAUCACCCUCUUCAUUUUCCAUUCACUGCCGGCAUUUGAUUUUUUGUUCCUGUUUAUUUACUGUAACUUUUUGAUCAUGGUUAUAACACUCUGA
Molecule: messenger RNA, 2923 nt
Organism: Pocillopora meandrina
Lineage: Eukaryota; Metazoa; Cnidaria; Anthozoa; Scleractinia; Pocilloporidae
Source: the annotation of a GenBank genome assembly